Molecule: messenger RNA, 1403 nt
Organism: Tinamus guttatus (white-throated tinamou)
Lineage: Eukaryota; Metazoa; Chordata; Aves; Tinamiformes; Tinamidae
Source: RefSeq, a predicted model, not a curated record
AUGAAGGAGAUUUACGUGGAGAAACAGGCCGAGGUCGGAAGAUCCUGCACCUCUGCAGCUGAGAAGGACACGGGAGGAGCAGAGCAGAGAGAGAAGCAGUACCGGGCCCACCGCGGCUUUGGAGACCGCCGUGGUGGGGUCAUCAGCGCCCGUACGUACUUCUACGCAGAUGAGGCCAAGUGUGACCAGCAUAUGGAGAUCUUCCUGCGCUGUAUCGAUGCCUCGGGCGGCAGCUCUGAGGACGGCUUCUCAGCCAUCAAGCUGACGGCCCUGGGCAGGCCGCAGUUCCUGCUGCAGUUCUCGGAGGUGCUGGUGAAGUGGCGGAGGUUCUUCCACCAAAUGGCUGCAGAGCAGGGCCAGGCUGGGCGGGCAGCCCUGGAGACGAAGCUGGAGGUGGAGAAGUUGCAGGAGGCCCUGGCCAAUCUUGGCAUUGCGACCAAAGCAGAGAGUCAGCACUGGUUCACGGGCGAGAACCUGGGCCUGAGCGGCACUGUGGACCUGCUGGACUGGAACAGCCUCAUCGACAGCCGCACCAAGCUCUCCAAGCUGCUGCUGGUCCCCAACAUGAAGACUGGCCAGCUUGAGCCCCUGCUCUCGCGCUUCACGGAGGAGGAGGAUCUGCAGAUGAAACGGAUGCUGCAGAGGAUGGACGUCCUUGCAAAGAGGGCCGCAGAGAGCGGCGUGAGGCUCAUGGUGGACGCAGAGCAGUCCUACUUCCAGCCAGCCAUCAGUAGGCUCACCCUGGAGAUGCAGCGUCGCUUCAACAGGGACCGGGCCGUCAUCUUCAACACCUAUCAGUGCUACCUGAAGGAGGCUUAUGACAAUGUGACUGUGGACGUGGAGCUGUCACGCCGGGAGGGCUGGCACUUUGGCACCAAGCUGGUCCGUGGUGCCUACAUGGAGCAGGAACGCAACAGAGCUGCCCAGAUUGGCUAUGAGGAUCCCAUCAACCCCACCUAUGAGAAGACCAAUGAGAUGUACCACAGGUGCCUGGACUAUAUCCUGGAGGAGAUUAAGCACAGCCGGAAAGCCAGUGUGAUGGUAGCAUCUCACAACGAGGACACGGUCAAGUUCACCCUGCGCAGGAUGAUGGAGCUGGGGAUCCAUCCCUCGGAGAAGAAGGUGUCCUUCGGGCAGCUGCUGGGCAUGUGCGACCAAAUCACAUUCCCACUGGGCCAGGCAGGCUUCCCCGUCUACAAGUAUGUGCCCUAUGGCCCAGUGAACGAGGUGCUGCCCUACCUGUCCCGGAGGGCCCAGGAGAACAGGGGCUUCAUGAAGAGAGCGAACCGAGAGCGGGACCUGCUCUGGAGCGAGUUCAAGAGACGGCUCUUUGCAGGAAGCCUCUUUGGCCCCAACCACUAACUACCCCGUCCGCCGGGAUCCAGAUGUGCCACUUGGCCCAG